UUCCUUCUUUAUUUUUUUAUGCCUUCUCUAUUUAUUUUCCAAUCAUAGAAACAUAACACAGCAUUUAUUGGCAGUUGGGAGGCAGGAGGGAGAUUUUGUUUCAGGGAGAGAGAGAAAGAGAGAGAGAGAGAGAGAGGCUCUUUGCUAUUUUUGUAAAGUUCAUGUUUACUAAUUUUCUUUUGUUUCUGUUUUUUCAAUUCAUAACUUACUAGAUUAUCUUCUGGUUUUCUGGGUUUUGUUCCUGUUGUUUUUUCUUUCUUUUUUAUUUUUGGGUUUUUUCCCUUCUCCUUGUCUUUCUUUCUCUCUCAAAAUCAAUUGGGGGCUGGCACAUAAAAGCAUAUUAGGGUUUAUCAAUUGCAGAUCAAAGCCCAAAAAGCUCAGAUUUUCUAGGGUUUUCUCUAUCAUUUUUCGGAUCUCUCCAUUCUUCAUCUUGCUAAUGUAAGUUUGUUUCCUCUUCUGUUUCUGUUACCCUUCAAUUCAAAAUCAGAAAGUGUAUGAAAUUUCCUGUUUCUCAAUUGUGACGUCUAGAUAUGUAGUGUUACAUGCAUAGACUCGUUUAUAUGUCUCUUCUCGAGUUCUUUCUGUAGCGUCGUUUCGUUUUUAUAUGUGCAAUUUGGAUUGGGGUUCUAUCGAUUGGCUAUGAAAAUGCCUUCGUUUUGAGGUGUUUUAAGUUGAGAGCUUUGAUUUAUUGCUGAGUUAAAUUAGGAUUAGUGCUUGGGUUAGGGUUAGGGCUUUUCUUGGUAGAUAUGAUCAAACAGAUAUUGGGCAAGCUACCUCGAAAACCGUCAAAAUCAUCGAAUAAUGACUCAAACAAUGAUGGUGGGGUCAAUGCCUUUUCUUCUCUAAAUUCUUCCCACGGACCCAAUUCCAUAAACAGCUCAAAGGCGUCCUCCAUUGCUUCGAAGUCUGCUAGUUCGGGUUUGGGCGCUUCGCGCGUGAACAAUGGGACCAUUGCACCACAGAACAAAUCUAAUCAAGGAAAAAAAUCUGCCGCCGUUGCAGGCCAAGUGGGUCCGAUGUUGGCUUCUGGGGUUUACGAGCCAUUGCCUAAUUUCAAGGAUGUUCCUAGUUCGGAGAAGCAGAAUCUCUUUAUUAGAAAGUUGAACAUGUGCUGUGUUGUGUUUGAUUUUAGUGAUCCCUCUAAAAAUCUUAAGGAGAAGGACAUUAAAAGGCAGACUUUGCAUGAACUUGUUGAUUAUAUUUCUUCUGUGACAUCAAAGUUCAAUGAGGUGACAAUGCAAGAGAUUACAAAGAUGGCGGCAGCUAAUUUGUUUAGAACACUUCCAUCUGUGAAUCACGAUAACAAGAUUCUGGAAAUGUAUGACCCAGAGGAGGAUGAACCGACCAUGGAGCCCGCAUGGCCUCAUCUUCAAAUUGUGUACGAGUUUCUUCUUAGAUUUGUGGCUUCAACAGAAACUGAUGCCAAGCUUGCAAAGAGAUACAUUGACCAUUCGUUUGUGUUGAAAUUGCUAGAUUUGUUUGAUUCGGAGGACCAAAGGGAAAGGGAGUAUUUGAAGACAAUACUGCAUCGCAUUUAUGGGAAAUUUAUGGUGCAUCGGCCAUUUAUUAGAAAAUCUAUAAACAAUAUCUUUUACCGUUUCAUAUUUGAAACAGAAAGGCAUAAUGGGAUCGCUGAAUUGCUUGAGAUAUUGGGCAGCAUAAUUAACGGGUUUGCUUUGCCAUUGAAGGAAGAGCACAAGCUCUUUCUAGUCCGUGCCCUGAUUCCACUUCACAAGCCCAAGUGUGUAUCGAUGUACCAUCAACAACUUUCAUAUUGUAUCACUCAAUUUGUGGAAAAAGAUUUCAAGCUUGCUGAUACUGUAAUUAGAGGUCUUUUAAAGUAUUGGGCCAUAACUAAUAGUUCGAAGGAGGUUAUGUUCCUUGGUGAGUUGGAGGAAGUUUUAGAAGCCACUCAGGCAGCAGAGUUUCAGCGAUGCAUGAUUCCCUUAUUCCGUCAAAUAGGUCGCUGUCUCAACAGCUCACAUUUUCAGGUGGCUGAACGUGCAUUGUUUUUGUGGAACAAUGAUCACAUAAGGAAUUUGAUCACACAAAACCGUCAAGUGAUACUGCCUAUAAUCUUCCCUGCUUUAGAGAGAAACACAAGGGGUCACUGGAACCAAGCUGUUCAGAGUCUGACACUGAAUGUGAGGAAGAUAUUUUCAGAUGCCGAUCAAGAACUUUUUGAUGACUGCUUGGUUAAAUUCCAAGAAGAUGAAGUAAAGGAGAGAGAAAUACAGGAGAAGAGAGAAUCAAUAUGGAAAAGAUUGGAGGAUGUGGCAGCCUCUAAGGCUGUAAGCAACGAGGCUGUGCUUGUCUCAAGGUUUGCCUCUGCUGUUGCAAUUACAGCUGGGACAGGUCCAUGCGCUACUGCAGGUAGUUGAGAGGCUCGGUGGGUGUAACUGUUGUGAGUUUACCCUUGUUUGUAGUUGAAUGGUAGAGGGGACCUCAUUGGCAUGAUAAUGGAAAUUGUUGCUUGGCCUCUUUUCGCCUGUGUUUCUCAAAUUCAUCUUAUCAACAGGACAAGUGCAGGCAGGGUUCUGAGGUAACAGGUUAAUCCUAUUUUUUGGGUUCUGGGUUCAUUCUGCUUUAUUUUCUCUUCAACCGUUAAAGUGUAAGUGUGUGUAUUAUAAGGGAUUUGAUUUAUAGAGGCAGUGCUUCAGAUUUCCUAUCUGAUAAUAUUUAUUUCCUGUAAUGAUGCAAAGAAUAUUUUUCCUUCA
Molecule: messenger RNA, 2717 nt
Organism: Hevea brasiliensis (rubber tree)
Lineage: Eukaryota; Viridiplantae; Streptophyta; Magnoliopsida; Malpighiales; Euphorbiaceae
Product: serine/threonine protein phosphatase 2A 59 kDa regulatory subunit B' gamma isoform
Exons: 2
Coding region: 747-2381 (544 amino acids)
Biological process (GO): signal transduction
Cellular component (GO): protein phosphatase type 2A complex
Molecular function (GO): protein phosphatase regulator activity
Source: RefSeq, a predicted model, not a curated record